AUGGACAGCGGCGUGGUGGAAAUCUUUAAGGAGGACAGGUGCCUCCAGGUCUUCUCCGAGGAGUGCUUUCCUAAUUCCACAUGGCAGCCGACUUUCCCUGACAUUUAUAACUACACGCCCAACGGCAGCUGGCCAAACGAACCUAUGUCCCCCGUCAUUCCCCUCAUCACCGCGGUCUAUUCCGUGGUUUUCGUGGUGGGAUUGGUGGGAAAUUGCCUUGUUAUGUAUGUUAUCAUAAGAUACACAAAGAUGAAGACCGCAACCAACAUUUACAUCUUUAACCUGGCCGUGGCGGACGCCCUGGUAACCACCACCAUGCCGUUCCAGAGCACGGACUACCUGCUCAACUCCUGGCCCUUCGGGGAGGUGGUGUGCAAGGUGUUCAUCUCCAUCGACUACUACAACAUGUUCACCAGCAUCUUCACCCUCACCAUGAUGAGCGUGGACCGCUACAUCGCAGUGUGCCACCCGGUCAAGGCCCUGGAGUUCCGCACGCCUGUCAAGGCCAAGCUGAUCAACGUCUGCAUCUGGAUCCUGUCCUCGGCGGCAGGGGUCCCCGCCCUCAUUCUGGGGAGCACUCAGACCAACAACGGGACCACAGAGUGCGCCCUGCAGUUCCCGGAGCCCUACAGCUACUGGGACACGCUGAUGAAGAUCUGCGUCUUCGUCUUCGCCUUCAUCGUGCCCGUCCUCAUCAUCACGGUGUGCUACACGCUGAUGGUGCUGCGUCUGAAGAGCGUUCGGCUGCUGUCGGGCUCGCGGGAGAAGGACCGCAACCUGCGUCGUAUCACCAAGCUGGUCCUGGUGGUGGUGGCUGUCUUCGUGAUCUGCUGGACCCCCAUACACAUCUUCAUCCUGGUCAAGGCGCUCAGCCACGUCCCCGAGACGACCGCCGUCACAGCGACCUACUUCUUCUGCGUGGCCCUGGGCUACACCAACAGCAGCCUCAACCCCGUCCUCUACGCCUUCCUGGACGAGAACUUUAAGCGCUGCUUCCGGGACUUCUGCUUCCCGUCCAAGCUGAAGGCAGAUGGACAGAGCAUCAGCAGGGUGAGGAGCACCAUCCGGGACUCGGCCCGCCCCGCCGAGAACCCCCCCGGGACCGGUAAACACGUAUGA
Messenger RNA from Megalops cyprinoides (Indo-Pacific tarpon), 1119 nucleotides. RefSeq names its product opioid receptor, kappa 1 (gene oprk1). The record is from RefSeq and is a predicted model, not a curated record. Gene Ontology annotation, cellular component: neuron projection; membrane. Gene Ontology annotation, biological process: neuropeptide signaling pathway; G protein-coupled opioid receptor signaling pathway; sensory perception of pain. The transcript has 3 exons. Bases 1 to 1119 code for a protein of 372 amino acids. Gene Ontology annotation, molecular function: neuropeptide binding; dynorphin receptor activity. Lineage: Eukaryota; Metazoa; Chordata; Actinopteri; Elopiformes; Megalopidae.